Sporothrix schenckii 1099-18 is the source of this 1143-nucleotide messenger RNA. RefSeq lists its product as uncharacterized. Lineage: Eukaryota; Fungi; Ascomycota; Sordariomycetes; Ophiostomatales; Ophiostomataceae. The record is from RefSeq and is a predicted model, not a curated record. The transcript has a single exon. The coding region runs from base 1 to 1143 and encodes 380 amino acids.
AUGGCCCCCUCCAGACAACAACGUAUCCUCGGCGCACUGCUCGGCGUCCAUGCCGGCGACAGCUUCGGCGCGGCGCACGAGUUCCAGAGCUGGGACGCCAUCCGCAAGAGCUUUCCGCCCAAGGGCCGCAUCCCGCGGGCCAUCACAGGCGGCGGCCCCUUUCACUGGUCGCCGGGGCAUGCCACCGACGACACGGACAUGACGCGGGCGGUCCUCUUGGCGUACAGUGAGGCGAACCGGAGCGGCGGCGACACGGACACGUUUCUGUCCGUCAGCCAGGCUGCGGGCCAGCACAUGCUGCAGUGGUUUUCGGGCGAUGGGUGGCCGGGGCGGCCGGACGGGACGCGGCCCAAGGACGUGGGCGGGGCGACGGCCGACGGGCUGCACCGGUUUGCCCGCCAGGCGAAGCGGGACCCGCGGCGUGCCGGUGCGGGCCCCGGGCGGUGCGGCAACGGCAGCCUGAUGCGGUGCAUCCCGACGGCGCUGUUUGCGCGCGACCACGUGCGGCUGCUGCAGGAGACGGCGCUGAUCUCGGCGAUUACGCACGACGACGGGCGGUGCAUCUUGGCGUGCGUGGCGUACAACGUCAUGGUGCGGGCGCUGGUGGGGGACGACACGACGGAGGCGACGACGCCGGCCGCAGCGGUCCAGCGCGCGCUGGAUGUCCUGCGGGACCCCACGACGACCGACGUCCUCGUGGCGGCCCUGACGGGCGACGGCGACGGCGGCCGUCCACCGCCGGACACGACGCUGCGGUCCACGCUCGCCGCCCACCGCGACGAGGUUGUGGCUGCCAUCGAAAAGGCCCGCGGCGCCGACUUUGACGUGGGCGUGCUGGCCGACGUCGGCCCGCACAAGGCCGUCCUCGCCAGCGGCGACAAGUGCCUCCGGCUGGCGGGCAACGGCUACGUGCUCGAAUCCCUGUCGCUGGCGGUGGCCGCGGUGCUGGACACCCAGCGGUCGUGGGAGGACCUGAUUGUCGACGUGGUCCGCGUGGGCCGCGACACGGACACCAACGGCGCCAUUGCCGGCGGCCUGGUCGGUGCGCGCGACGGGGUCGACGCCAUUCCCGCCGCGUGGCGAGCCAAGCUGCAGUUUCGGCACGAGUUUACAACGUUGGUGGACACCAUGGGGCAUGAGUAG